This is a messenger RNA of Closterium sp. Naga37s-1, 5262 nucleotides long. The record is from the annotation of a GenBank genome assembly. Lineage: Eukaryota; Viridiplantae; Streptophyta; Zygnematophyceae; Desmidiales; Closteriaceae.
AUGCUCUCCUCAUUCUCAGUUCUAUUCAUUUCGCUGUUCACUCUUCAUCCUGAAUCCAAGCUACAGACGUCUAAUGCGCCAGCCGUGGCGCCUCUCGUCACGGGGCCCGCCGUGGGGCGUGGGGAGGGCGCUGCUGGGAGUGGUGUGGGUGGCGGGAUGGGCGGGGCUGUGCGCGUGGGUGGUGUGGUUCGCGCACACGCAGGCCGCCAAUCCGCGGGAGGAGGCGAUGCGCGGGUGGUGCCACUUGCGCGUGCGCUACCUCUACCAGCGCGUGCUCUCGUCCGUCUCGCGCGUGCAGGAGAUGUCAGCGCUGCUGCGCGUUUUGAACGGGUACGACCCGUGGAGAAGCAGCACGAGUCUGACCUAUUGGGGCAUGGCGGGAUGUGCAUCACCCCUGCUGACCUCGUUGCGUCAAUCCUGCGUGUGUUCAACGGGUACGGCCCCCCCAGCAGCACCAACCUGACCUACUGGGGCGUGGCGGGGUGUGCCAAUAACAACAGUCUGAUGCGAUACAAAGACGCCACCACCGCCAUGGGAUUGGAUUACCUCACCCUAGGGACAGUGCUCAUGCUCGUGAAGGACAGCGACAGGGCACUGGUCGAGCGCAUAACAGGCAUGGACAUCAAGUCUCCUCUCGGGCUGCCCUCCCCUCGCAAGCCGCACUACAUCAUCAACUUUCUCCCCGGAUACGCCUACCUCGCCAAUCUCGAGGCCUUCAUCGAUUUCUCCGCCAUGGCCCCCCCGGCGCUCCUCUCCUCCAUUCUCGAUGGCAACUCUGCCUCUUUGCCGCCUGUCUUUUUCAACAAUGACUUGCGUGUGGGCACUGUGAUGGUGGUGCCUAUAUUCCGCCAUCUCGUCCCCGAGAACGCAACACUGGAGCAGCGGAGGGCGAGUGUGAGUCCCACCGCAUGGACCGACCUCAGCUAUAUGGGCAACGAGCUACAAGACGUUCUUCACCUGCUGCAUAACGACAGCAGCGCCAGCUCCUAUUCUAUCGCCCUGUACGACACCACCGACCCGAAGCAGCCCAUUCAGGUGCUCGGCCCGGAUCCAGUCAAGAUGGAGAGCGGCACCCUCUUCCCUUACGUGCUGCCGGGCCCUGUCGUGCCUUACCCCAAGCACAUUGAGUCGUUUCCUGACGACCUGCUGGACCGCAAAUACGAGGCACACUGCAGGUUUGAGGGCCCCUACCCCAGGUGGGACCUGGUUGUUGCUCCCAUGCUGCUAGGCCUGCUGGUGCUGGUGGUAGCCGUGCUGCUGUCUCUCGUGAUUGCCGUGCUGGCAUGGAAGAGGCGGCAGAUGGCGGAGGGGGUGAGAGAGAUGCAGCUGUGUACGGCGGCGCUGGAGAGGGCCGAGAAGUCCAAGAGUGAGACGGUGGCCAACACGUCUCAUGAGCUGCGCACGCCACUCAUCGGCGUGAUAGGCAUGAUAGAGGAGCUGCUGGAGUCGCAACUGGAAGAGUGGCAACGUGAGGAUCUAAGGAUCGCGAGGGCGUGUGCGGGUGAGACGGUGGAGCUGAUCAACCGCGUGCUGGACCUCGCCAAGUUGCAGGCAGGACGGCUGCAGCUCGAGACCCUCCCCUGCUGCCUGCGCCGCAUUGUGCACGAGGCCACUUCAGCCACUUCAGCAGUUGAUGAACCGAUAGCACCGGGGAAGAAUCUGCAAGUGACAUGCCACGUGGAGGAGAGUGUGCCGGAUGUGCUCAUGGGGGAUCCGACUCGCCUGGCGCAAGUCGUUGAGGAGCUCACAGUAACAUGCCAAGUGAAAUCGUGUCUGUCUGUCCUGUUGUCCCCUUGCCCCCACCUCUCCCCUGCAGCCCACGCCAUGAGCAACGUUGCUGGUGGUCAAGUGGCCUUCCACGUCUGCUGCAUCCCUCCCCCGCCUCUCCCACAUGCCUCAACAAGCCGAUUCCAUCUCCCCUGCGCAUCUGCUAGUGCCGCCGUUUCCCCUGCCUCACCACCUCCUCACGCUUCCUCCUCACACCACCUCCCUUCGGGCUCCCCCGCGUGGCACCAGCUGUCUGCUUGUGUGCGCCGCUUCCCACCUUCCACCCAUCUGGCACGCCUCCCACAGCGCCACGUUGCAAGAGGCAACAGGGGGGGGGCAGGGCAGGCAGGGGGUACUUCUGAGCUGCCUCACGAGUCGCCCCUCACCCACCUCUCGCGUUUUCUCCAGCGCAUGGGGGCUUCAGGCACAGGGGGUUCAAAGAAAGCAAGUGUGGGGGAGGAGAGUGAGGAGGCACAGGGUGGGAGUGGGCAUGGGCGGUUGGAGGAGGAGGUGAGGGAGUGGGUGGAGGGAGUGUGUGCGGCAAGAGAGGAGGGCGAGUGGAUGGUGGUGAUGGCGUGUGAAGACUCGGGCGGUGGUAUACUACCCGAGGAGCUGCGGUGGGUGCUGGACCCAUAUGGGGACUCCCACCACGCCGCUGCAGCACACCCUUCUCGUGCCAGUGUUGCGGGUUCAGCCGGCGGUGAUGGCAACGACAACGACGGCGAUGACACCAAGGAUACUUUCUUCCCCCACCUCUUCAGUCGCCGGGGCAGCAGGGCAGCAGCAACUGCCGCUCUCACGCACGACCAGAGGUCGGCUGCUCGCCCCCGCUGGACGCCCUACCCCGUCCGCUUCCUGCUCUCCACCGCGCUUGUGAGUGCCAUCCUCCCCCGGGGACUGUUGAUUGACUCAAAGGGCAGCAGCCACAGCCCCUCUCAUGCACGACCAGAGGUCCGCUUUUCUCCCCCGCUGGACGCCCUACCCCGUCCGCUUCCUGCUCUCCACUGCUCUUGUGAGUAUCAUCCUCCCCGUAUCAUCCUCCCCGUAUCAUCCUCCCCCCACUCCCCCUUUCUCCCCGAGAAGGGGGCUGAGAUUAGGGGAGACAUGGCAGUGCUGCCACAUGCCUCUACUGCUACCACCAUUCUAACCUUGUCUCUCCCCACCCCUUCUGCGCCCCUCCUUCUCACUUCCCUUUUUUCACCCCAACAGGUGGCGGAGAUGCGGGGAGACAUGGCAGUGCUGCCACAUGCCUCUACUGCUACCACCAUUCUAACCUUGUCUCUCCCCACCCCUUCUGCGCCCCUCCUUCUCACUUCCCUUUUUUCACCCCAACAGGUGGCGGAGAUGCGGGGAGACAUGGCAGUGGCUGAGAUGCGGGGAGACAUGGCAGUGCUGUCACACGCCGCCACAGGCACCACCAUUCUGCUGGCUCUGCCCAUGGGGGGAGGGGAGGACAGCGGCAGCUUCGCCGAUUGGGGGGAAGAUGAGGAGAGUGGUGGUGAAAGGGAUGGGUGCGGGUCAGGGAGUGACGGGGAGAGUGUGGAAUUUGCGAGUGUUGCAAUGCAGGCACCUGGGCAGGAGCAGGCAAGCCUGCAGGAGCAUCCACCUGGGCAGCAGCAGCAGCAGCAGCAGCAGCAGCAGCAGCAGCAGCAGCAGCAGCAGCAGCAGCAGCAGCAGCAGCAGCAGCAGCAGCAGCAGCAGCAGCAGCAGCAGCAGCAGCAGCAGCAGCAGCAGCAGCAGCAGCAGCAGCAGCAGCAGCAGCAGCAGCAGCAGCAGCAGCAGCAGCAGCAGCAGCAGCAGCAGCAGCAGCAGCAGCAGCAGCAGCAGCAGCAGCAGCAGCAGCAGCAGCAGCAGCAGCAGCAGCAGCAGCAGCAGCAGCAGCAGCAGCAGCAGCAGCAAGCAUCUGGGCAGCAGCAGCAGCAGCAGCAGCAAGCAUCUGUGGAGCAGCAGCAGCAGCAGGCACCUCUGCAGCAGCGGGCAGCACGAGCGCACUCUCACUCUCACCUCGAGCCGCGAGCUGGCAUAGUCGAAUCCUUGGAGCGUGCAGUAGAGGCGGACAGGGUAUUGCCAGCAGAGGAAAAGUCAGUGGCAGUGGUGGGAAGGGCAGGGCAGCAGGCAGCACGGUCGCAUUCGCUCCCGAAACCUGGGCAGCAGCAGGCAAGCCUGCAGCAGCAUCCAUUUGGGCCGCAGCAGGAGCCUCUGCAGCAGCGGGCAGCACGAGCCCACUCUCGCAGGGCGGGGCCGUGGACAGCACAGUCGCACUCGCUCCUGAAACCCCACUCCCAGACGCGAGCUGGCAUAUUCAAAUCCUUGGAGCGUGCAGGAGAGGCGGACAGGGUGUUGCCAGCAGUGGCGGCAGCGGCACCAGAGGAGGGGGUGUUUCCAGCACGGUCGCACUCGCUCCCGAAACCCCUCUCCCACACGGACGGCAUGGGAGACACGGAGGGGGGGCAGGCUCGUGCAGUGGCGGCAUGUCAAACUGUAUCAGGCCGGAGAAUAACACGGGCGCAAUCGCUCCAACAGCUGCACGCGCACGGGGAGCGUGCAGCAGGGGAGGCGGAGGCGCUGGUGCGAGCGGCGGUGGCGGGGCGGGGGGUGGCGGUGGUGGAUGACAACGCGGUGAACCGCAUGGUGGCCCGCAGAACGCUGCAGGGCUACGGGGCGCACGUGCUGCUGCUUCCCUCUGGGGAGGAGGCGCUGCAGGCGCUCUCGAAUGCAACGCCCUCUGCACCGCCCAUCCAGCUGCUGCUGCUUGAUCUCCACAUGCCGCCUGGCAUCGACGGAUUCGAAACGGCUCGUCAGAUCCGAGCAAUGGAGAGCGCACAGUGUAGCAGCAGCAAGGCAGCACACCAGAUGCCAGAGGGAGACAAUGCUGCCACUGAUGCAGCAGCAGCAGCAACAGCAGCAGCCGAAACAGCAGCAGCGGCAGCAGCAAGUGCAAUUGAUGCAACCACAGCAGUACCACAAGAAGAGCGCCUUUGCAUCAUAGCAUUAACAGCUGAUUUGGAUGCGGGAGUGAAGCGAGCGUGCUUGGAGGCCGGGAUGGAUGGGGCACGUGCUGUGUGCUCUGGGGAUUGGGUUGCUGGCGUGCUGUGUGCUCUGGGGAUUGGGUUGCUGGCGUGCUGUGUGCUCUGGGGAUUGGGGUUGCUGGCGUGCUGUGUGCUCUGGGGAUUGGGUUGCUGGCGUGCUGUGUGCUCUGGGGGUUGGGUUGCUGGCGUGCUGUGUGCUCUGGGGAUUGGGUUGCUGGCGUGCUGUGUGCUCUGGGGAUUGGGUUGCUGGCGUGCUGUGUGCUCUGGGGAUUGGGUUGCUGGCGUGCUGUGUGCUCUGGGGAUUGGGUUGCUAGCGUGCUGUGUGCUCUGGGGAUUGGGUUGCUGGCGUGCUGUGUGCUCUGGGGAUUGGGUUGCUGGCGUGCUGUGUGCUCUGGGGAUUGGGUUGCUGGCGUGCUGUGUGCUCUGGGGGUUGGGUUGCUGGCGUGCUGUGUGCUCUGGGGAUUGA